AUGACGGGGAAAACCAACAUAUCGACGGUUGUUAUGCUAAUAAUGAGCCGAGGACUUCUCAUUCAUGAAGGGGGAGAUCUUUACGAGAGUAAGGAGAAAUUGAUCCAUGCGCUUCGCACAUAUUCCAUUGCAAAAAAUGUGAAGUUCAGGCCAACUAGAAAUAAUACUACAAGCUAUAAUGCGGUUUGUUUCUAUCGCAAAGAUGGCGAUGAUGAAGAUAUUGGUGGACACCAUAACAGCAAUGUGAAAUGUCCGUGGAAGCUUAAUUCACGCUCCGGUGUAAGAGUAGGCGGGCAAUUCAAAAUCACGGCAUACAACGGACUCCACACUUGUAGCAAUCCUCGAUUAGAGAUGAAUAACAAGAAUGCAUCCUCUUCCUUCAUAUAUCGAUUGAUUUUACCGCAUCUGAGGGAGGAUUUUGAUCUAAGGCCGAAAGAUAUUCGUCUUCUAGUGCAAAAAGCCACCAACUUGGAUGUAUCAUAUCACAAGUGUUGGAAUGCUAGGAGGAAGGCGAUGAUAAAAAUAUUCGGUGAUUGGGAUAAAUCGUAUGAGAUCUUACCUCAUUAUCUUAAAGCACUCAAAAGAGAAAAUCCGGGGACUAUCUACAAAGUAUCUUCGGACCCUAUUGAUGGCGGAGAACGGCGGUUCACCGGUGUAUUUUGGGCAUUUGGGCCAUGUAUUGAGGGGUUUCGAUAUUGUCGUCCUCUUCUUAGCAUUGAUGGCACCCACUUAUACGGCAAGUACAAAUGCGUUUUGCUUGUUGCCACCAGAGUUGAUGCGGAUGGCGGUUUCUUUCCUUUGGCGUUUGCAGUGGUUGCUAUUGAAAACACAGAGAAUUAG
Asparagus officinalis (garden asparagus) is the source of this 840-nucleotide messenger RNA. RefSeq lists its product as uncharacterized. The transcript has 2 exons. Bases 1 to 840 code for a protein of 279 amino acids. Lineage: Eukaryota; Viridiplantae; Streptophyta; Magnoliopsida; Asparagales; Asparagaceae. The record is from RefSeq and is a predicted model, not a curated record.